UUUUGCAAUGAUACCCCAAAGCAAUGAACAGACCAGACACUAAGAUUAACUGUAAAUACGGAACAACACUACAACACAUAACGGAUCCAAAGAGGUUGCUUUUUAAGGUUACUGGAGCUAUACAAUUGAUUCAAAUGGAAAAUGCCAAGAAAUCCUUUGAUGUGUUCUCAACCUCCCUGUCAAAGUGCAUAUCAGUCUGUGGUUCUAUGACGCAGCAGCUCUUACCAUGUUGGCCUCAGCACUCCAGACCCUUCCGAGUCAUCAACUCUGAUCGCUCCAUUAAGAAAGGCAUAAUGGCAGAUGACCUGAAAGACCUACAAAAAAGGGGUCUAACGCUGCCACAGAGAUUUACAAGGAAUGAGGUGAAUGCCCAGGGCUUUCACAAAGUAAUGGACGUAUUCCACAUGCACUGCAUCAGUGCUUUAGUGUUGGAUGAGGAUGGAACUGGAGUGGAUACAGAGGACUUUUUUCAGACCUUAAAAGACAACACUGUCCUCAUGGUCUUAAUAGUAGGACAGAAGUGGGCUCCACAGGAGAGAUACCUUCCAGGUCAGAAGAAAAUAGAAAGGGUAAGUGUGAAUAACAAUGGAGUGGACCUCAUAUCCCACGUCAAGCAGUUUUUAUUAUCAUUUCUCUCCUGUAUUGAGGGGGUGGUAACACGGUUUCUUGAAGCUCGGUGCAGAAACAAUCAACAUACAGGCUCUAUUCCAAAGCCUAUUAGUUCGAUUCCUUGCUCUAUUUUGUCGGUCAAUGGUGAUCUGACUAGACUCUGGGAAAUCAGCGGGUAUCUGAUCAGUGGGGACCUGACUCGACUCUGGAGGGUCCACGGGUACCUGACUCGACGCUGGAGGGUCCACGGUGGAAGACGGAGGACUUCAGGUGAUCCCCGUGCAACAGAGAAGCAGUGUGAACAGCGGCUUGCUGAGAUGGAGGAUCAUGAAGGACUGAGUGACUGUGUGGAGGGUCUUUCACACACAGGUGGCUGGAGCAGGGUCAACAGCAGUAUCUGGGCACUGGGGUCUAAUGGAGGAAUCUCACUGGCUAAGCAUCUCAGGCAGAAGUGGCAUGGUGACUCUGAAACUGGGAUCGUUUCUUGCUUUGGCUUGGUUCUGAAUGAAGUCGAUGAACACGCCGAAUGGGGGAAAGGAAAUCUGAUGCUGUUGCUUUAUCUGAGAGCCCUCUCCACUAAAAGGGAAGCCUUAAAAUGGACUCUCUUCAUUAUGCAGACAACUGGACAUGUUUUAGUAGGAACUUCAUGUUAUAUUCAGCAUCUUAUUGAUGAGGACGAGAAAACAGAAGCACAACUGAUAUCGCCUGCAUGUAUCAUCAAGCAGUUAGAACAUUAAAUGAUUCACAGCUUGGUCAAAUUUACAAGUGUGCACUGAUUGUUGAUGUAACGCUUGAUAAAAAACAUAUUUGUGAGUUAUUUACCUCUGUGUAAACAGUAGGGCUGCCCUCGACUAAAGAUUUAUUUGGUCG
This is a messenger RNA of Carassius carassius (crucian carp), 1479 nucleotides long. RefSeq lists its product as uncharacterized. Gene Ontology annotation, biological process: apoptotic process; regulation of apoptotic process. The transcript has 11 exons. The record is from RefSeq and is a predicted model, not a curated record. Bases 24 to 1346 code for a protein of 440 amino acids. Lineage: Eukaryota; Metazoa; Chordata; Actinopteri; Cypriniformes; Cyprinidae.